AUCUAGACUUGAUCUUUGAGAAAAAGUCUAGAAGGGAGAAGAUCGUGUGAGUUGCGUAUAUUCUGGGUUUCAUCUCACGUGCCUAUCCACUAUAUAACUCUGUACGUUAGCACCCACAACAAGAACAGGACUCGAACGACGUCAUCCAAGCCGUCACUGAUCAUAUUCACCAUCUCCACCCCAGAAUCCCCAGCGAUGACCGCGAUGGAAUCCUCUCCCACGCGCAAAGUGGCGCUGAAGCGCAUCCUCAGCCGUCCGGGUCCGUUUGUGGAUGAGCUCAACCCGGAGGCAUACGAGUUCCUGUCCAACAUGAAGAUCCUGGUGAUUGGCGCCGGUGGGCUUGGCUGUGAAAUCCUGAAAAACCUCGCGCUAUCAGGAUUCACCGACAUCCACGUAAUCGACAUGGACACAAUCGACAUCUCCAACCUGAACCGGCAAUUCCUCUUCCGUCCGUCUGACGUCGGCAAACCAAAGGCUCUGGUCGCUGCCGAGUUUGUCAUGAAGCGCGUCAAGGGCGUCACCAUCACGCCUUACUACGGCAAGAUCCAGGAUAAGGACGAGAGUUACUACUCGCAGUUCGGGAUCGUCGUCUGCGGACUUGACUCUGUCGAAGCCCGGCGGUGGAUCAAUGCCACGCUUGUUGACAUGGUCGACGCCGAGAACCCUGAGAGUCUGAAACCGCUGAUUGAUGGCGGCACGGAGGGGUUCAAGGGCCAGGCGAGAGUGAUCCUCCCGACUCUUACGAGCUGCUACGAGUGCUCGCUCGACAUGCUCGGCACGCAACAGACUUUUCCUAUCUGCACCAUCGCCAACACUCCGCGACUACCAGAACAUUGCAUCGAGUGGGCUCUCGCGCUAGAAUGGCCGAAGCGGUUCCCGGACAAGAAGAUAGACAACGACAACCCCGACCACAUCCAAUGGCUCUUCGAGACCGCUAUCGCCCGCGCCUCGGAGUUUAGCAUCGACGGCGUGACGUACUCGUUAACCCAGGGCGUCGCAAAGAACAUCAUCCCCGCGAUUGCGUCGACGAACGCGAUUGUCGCGGCUAGCUGCUGCUCUGAGGCGCUCAAGAUUGCUACUAGCUGCAAUCCGUACCUGAAUAACUACAUGAUGUACUCUGGAAAUGACUCGGUUUACACGUAUACUUUCGAGCAUCAGAAGAAAGAGGACUGUCCUGUUUGCGGGGUUGUUGCUUCUGAUUUCUGGAUCGAGCAGGAUUGGACUUUGGGGCUAUUGAUGGAGAAAUUGACCACCACCCAGGCCGUACGCAUCAAAUCACCCUCACUGAGAACAGCGGAAAAGAACCUCUACCUGCAAUCCCCACCCCAGCUCGAAGAAGCCACGCGGCCGAAUCUCUCAAAACUCGUCACAGACCUCGUGAAAACUGGCGAGGAAGUCAGCGUCACUGACCCGGCGCUGCCGUUCAGUAUCAAGCUCAGGAUCCGGUACUGAGCCUUUGCUUAGUUGUUGCUGUUGAGAGUUGCUUUUGUGGUGGAGUAACGGGAUU
Messenger RNA from Myxozyma melibiosi, 1507 nucleotides. RefSeq lists its product as uncharacterized. Bases 196 to 1452 code for a protein of 418 amino acids. Lineage: Eukaryota; Fungi; Ascomycota; Lipomycetes; Lipomycetales; Lipomycetaceae. The transcript has 4 exons. Gene Ontology annotation, molecular function: NEDD8 activating enzyme activity. Gene Ontology annotation, cellular component: cytoplasm; nucleus. The record is from RefSeq and is a predicted model, not a curated record. Gene Ontology annotation, biological process: protein neddylation.